UCCCAUCUCAAAAAAUCGAUCUUUACUACACAAAAAAAAUGAGCUCUAAGGCUUUUGUUUUCCUCGGCCUUCUUUUUGCCUUUGUUCUCCUCAUCUCUUCGAACGUGGCUGCGAGCGACCUCGCACACACCUCGGUCAAGAACGAAAAUGUGGCUACAAUGGAGACCAAUGGCGUAGAGGAUGCCAAGUAUGGAGGAUAUGACAGGGGCUACCGUCGUGGUCGCUACGAUCAUGGCGGCCAUGAUGGGCACGGUCAUGGUGGCUACCGUUGCCGGCAUGGUUGGUGCCGCUACCGGUGCUGCAGCUACGCCGGUGAAGUGGUGGAGGGUGCAAAGCCAUAAGGCAUAGUGUGGAUGUGCUGAAAUAAUGAAAUGGUUUAAUGUUUGAGAAAUAAAUGCAUGGGGAAUGGAAUGCCUCGGCUGUUCUUUCUCCGUGUUUAGUUUUUACUGUGUGUUUCUGUCUGCAAAUUCCGUUUCUAAGUUAUCGAACAUUGUCCCCCUUUCGCCAUUUCCAAUGUUUAUAAAAUGUUCAUAA
Molecule: messenger RNA, 534 nt
Organism: Cucurbita maxima (winter squash)
Lineage: Eukaryota; Viridiplantae; Streptophyta; Magnoliopsida; Cucurbitales; Cucurbitaceae
Product: glycine-rich protein DC7.1-like
Exons: 2
Coding region: 39-341 (100 amino acids)
Source: RefSeq, a predicted model, not a curated record